Messenger RNA from Prorocentrum cordatum, 859 nucleotides. The record is from the annotation of a GenBank genome assembly. Lineage: Eukaryota; Dinophyceae; Prorocentrales; Prorocentraceae.
GCUGAGACGCUGAUGGCACUGUCCAAGCCACGGCAGCUGGCUUACGGAGUCUGGGUGUGCGCGUCUUGGGCCGUACUCGUUCCAGCCAUGGCGCUCGUUGGUCACGACGCGGGGGGGGCAUGCUUGGGGCGCCUCCUUCCACUAGACAUGUCUUGGUGUGGUACGAUGCCGAUGACGUUUACCAUGAACGCAGUGCGGUGUGGCCCCAGACACGCGAGAAGUGGGCCGUUCUGACCCCAGAUCUGGAUAUGCAUGCGAAGGUGUUGGACGGCAGCGAUGGGUCUGACGGCGUGACACGGAUCCUGGACCUCCGACCGGGCGGAAGGCUACCGAUUUUGGACGCGCCACCGUAUCGGUUCACGUCUCUUGUCAGCUUUGACGACCUUGAGGGGUGCAUUCGCGAGGGCUGCCGCCUGGCUCUGCAGGAGGGAGCGGCCGCCGGGAACCCGCCGAUCGAGAUGCUGGAUGGCGCGAUGCCCGAUUAAGAAGUAGUGCCGCUCGACAGCAUGUUCGGCGGCCAAUUCCUGCCGAGGCGUCUCCCUCUGCGCCGUGGUGCGGCGCCGGCGGCGGCCCGCGGUGACUCGCCCAGCGACGCCGCUGCCGGGGUUGCGCCUCGCGCUGACGGCGGGGCGUCACCGGCGGCGGCGGGCCCGGCCGAAGAGGAGUGGUGUAGGAUGACGAUUCAUAAAUGACGGGGGGUCGCGUUGCGUCGGCGGCGGCGCCCCUGAGGAAGAUUAGAAAGAACCGGCCGCGGGCUGGCAGACUGUUUUUAAUCGUUCUCGCUCUGUCGUCCUCGGGCGCGCGUGAGAUUGAGUUUUCAUUGUGAUACGUAAAUCCGACGUGGAUUGCGCAUGUGGCG